GACACCCUCGCCCAGAGAACUUGCUAGGAGGAGUCCCGGGACAAGUUAUGCCAAGUCCCCGCAGGUCCCCCCCUCCCGCGUCUGUCCCUCCCCCGGUGCAGGCUGGCCACAGACACCUGCGUCUCCUGACUCCCCCCUCCCAGAACCCCCACUCCGUCGGGGCUCGGGUUCCCGGACGUGGGCCUCCCUGGGAGGAGCAGCGCCCGCGGCCCCCGGCUCUUCCCAGCACCCUCUCCCCCAGCGUACUUUGUUACUCGGCGCGACCUCGGGGCCGGCACGUGACCCAGAAACUUCGGAAGCCCCGGGGCGGCGGGCGGCGGGGCGGAGGCGGCGGCGGCGGCCGAGCUCCCCCGCGCGGCCGGCUCUGCGGCGGGGAGGCGCUCGCCCCGCGCCGCGCUCGCUGCCUGGGCGUGCGGGAGCGCCGCCGGGAGCCGCGCCGAGCCGAGCCGGGGAGCCCGCGGCAGCGCGCGUUCGGCAGGCGGCGCGGCGGGCCGGGCGGGCGGGCGGGCGGCGGCGCCCAGGGACGCCGGGGGCCCGCUCACGCGCGCGGCCGCAGCCCCGCCGCUGCCGCUGCCGCCUGGUCACCCCGAGCCUUGCGCUGCUGCCCUUCCCCACUUUGCCCGCUCCUUCAUCUGAAUGGGAAGUUGGGGAACAUGGACGGGGUCGUGCUGGCGUGGAUCGCUGUCUUCUGGCUAACAGCCAUGGCUGACGGCCUUCAAGUCACAGUGCCUGACAAGAAGAAGGUGGCCAUGCUCUUCCAGCCCACCGUGCUUCGCUGCCACUUCUCCACGUCUUCCCAUCAGCCUGCCGUCGUGCAGUGGAAGUUCAAGUCCUACUGCCAGGAUCGCAUGGGGGAAUCCCUGGGCAUGUCCUCUCCCCGGGCCCAGUCUCUCAGCAAAAGAAACCUGGAGUGGGACCCCUACUUGGAUUGUUUAGACAGCAGGAGGACUGUUCGAGUGGUGGCUUCCAAACAGGGCUCGACCGUCACCCUGGGAGACUUCUACAGGGGCAGAGAGAUCACGAUUGUGCAUGAUGCUGAUCUUCAAAUUGGAAAACUCAUGUGGGGAGACAGCGGACUCUAUUACUGUAUUAUCACUACCCCUGAUGACCUGGAGGGCAAAAACGAGGACUCGGCAGAAUUGCUGGUGUUGGGCAGGACAGGGCUGCUUGCUGAUCUCUUGCCCAGUUUUGCUGUGGAGAUUAUGCCAGAGUGGGUGUUUGUUGGCCUGGUGAUCCUGGGAAUCUUCCUCUUCUUCGUCCUGGUGGGGAUCUGCUGGUGCCAGUGCUGCCCUCACAGCUGCUGUUGCUACAUCCGCUGCCCGUGUUGUCCAGAUUCCUGCUGCUGCCCGCAGGCCUUGUAUGAAGCAGGGAAAGCAGCAAAGGCCGGGUACCCUCCCUCUGUCUCCGGUGUCCCCGGCCCUUACUCCAUCCCCUCUGUCCCCUUGGGAGGAGCCCCCUCAUCUGGCAUGCUGAUGGACAAGCCGCAUCCACCUCCCCUGGCACCAAGUGACUCCACUGGAGGAAGCCACAGUGUUCGCAAAGGCUACCGGAUCCAAGCGGACAAAGAGAGAGACUCCAUGAAGGUCCUGUACUACGUCGAGAAGGAGCUGGCUCAGUUUGAUCCGGCCAGAAGGAUGAGAAGCAGAUAUAACAACACCAUCUCGGAACUCAGCUCCCUGCACGAGGAGGACAGUAAUUUCCGCCAGGCGUACCACCAGAUGAGAAGCAAGCAGUUCCCUGUGUCGGGGGAUUUGGAGAGCAAUCCUGACUACUGGUCAGGUGUCAUGGGAGGCAGCAGUGGGGCAAGCCGGGGACCCUCAGCCAUGGAGUAUAACAAAGAGGAUCGGGAGAGCUUCAGGCACAGCCAGCAGCGCUCCAAGUCCGAGAUGCUGUCCCGGAAGAACUUCGCCGCCGGCGUGCCGGCCGUCUCCAUGGACGAGCUGGCCGCCUUCGCCGACUCGUACGGCGCGCGCUCCCGCCGGGCCGACGGCGACAGCCACGAGGCGCGGGGCGGCGGCCGCUUCGAGCGCUCGGAGACGCACGCCCUCGGGGGCUUCUACCAGGACGACUCGCCCGAGGAGUACUACGGGCCGCGGAGCCGCAGCCGGGAGCCCCUGGGCGACGCGGGCCGCGCCUGGGCCCCCGGCACCCCGCGCCGGCGGCCCGACGACGCGCCCCUGCCGCGCCUGGUGAGCCGGACGCCGGGCACCGCGCCCAAGUACGAGCACGCGCCCCGCGCCGGCGGCCUGGAGCGCCAGGCGCGGCCCGAGGGCGCCAGCCGCGGCGGCAGCCUCGAGACGCCGUCCCGGCUGAGCGCGCAGCUCGGCCGUCGCAGCGCCUCCUACUACGCCUGGUCGCCGCCCGGCACCUACAAGGCGGCCUCGCCGCAGGGCGACGACGACGACUCGGCCGACGACGACGACGACGACGCGCUGCCGCCCUACAGCGAGCGCGAGCUGAGCCGAGGCCCGUCCUACCGCGGCCGCGACCUGCCCUACCACGGCAACUCGGAGAAGAAGCGGAAGAAGGAGCCCACCAAGAAAACUAGUGACUUUCCAACCAGGAUGUCCCUUGUGGUCUGAUGUUUGUUUUCAAGCCGUCUCUCUGGGUGACUAGAAAUCAGGAGCGGACUAUGGAGACAAGACACAAAUCCAAGAGCCAGCAGGCCCGGGACCUUCUCUGGACACCACCUUGGAAGAUUUGACCUUUGCUUUGGCAAGGGAUUGGGGGGGAGCGUCCUUUAAGGGGGGGGGGUGCUGAUUCCAAACUUCAGCGUACAUCUAACUGGUGUGAGAAACAAGAUGACUACGUUGUGAGAACAUUCCACGCACGGAGUGUCUCAUCCACUGAGUUCAUCCUGCCUGAUGUUUUUCCUUAGCCAAACCGGGAUUCCUUUUCCAAUUCUUAAAGGGAGUUAGCUCUGGACCGCCGAUCCCUGGAAAACGCCUCCGCCUACGGUAUGCUCUUCUAUACUUAGAGACAGAAGAACUUAUUACUACCAUUAGAAGAAGGCCUGAUACUGACAACAGAAGAUAGCUUUAGGCAAAGUAUACCUUUUACCCCCGUCUCCCAGUCACUAGUCAGUGACUAUUGUUACGCUAAAAUCAGAGGGCCUUUGGUGAGCUCAGUGACAGUGACCUGCUGGACGAUCGCAGAAGUGACUUCAACCUGCCGUUCCGAAUGACAUGCCUUGAGUGGCUGCGACAAAACAAAAGAGUAUACGUUUUUGAAAAGCUGUGCAAGUGGUAUUUCUUUUUCCACUCUGAGAACAUAAACUGCUUUUUCUCCUUCUGCUGUGCACAGUGACAUCUGAGUCUCGGACAUUAAGGGCUCUCCUCACCCUCCUUCUCCGGGACUUUUCACAUGGCGGUGCCGCCCACAGAGCCCCACCUCCCUCUGCACCCUGAUUCACUUGUCAUCAGGUGCCUUUUGAUAAACGCUUAAAAUACACACAUGAAAGAGAAGGGGAAGGGGAAGAAAAAGGACAAAGCAGUAAGUAGAGAAGAAUGAAAAAGAAUU
This is a messenger RNA of Acinonyx jubatus (cheetah), 3519 nucleotides long. RefSeq names its product immunoglobulin like domain containing receptor 2 (gene ILDR2). Gene Ontology annotation, biological process: pancreas development. Bases 48 to 2582 code for a protein of 844 amino acids. The transcript is spliced from 10 exons. Lineage: Eukaryota; Metazoa; Chordata; Mammalia; Carnivora; Felidae. Gene Ontology annotation, cellular component: membrane. The record is from RefSeq and is a predicted model, not a curated record.